ACGUAGGCUUUUCCGCUAUGUAGCAACCGUAGCUAACUGCGGUACGGUGCGUCGUGUGAGACACUAAUAAAAACAAAGUUUAUCCCGAGCGCGGGUGUGUUCAGCUGAAGUAGAUACUCCUGUGUUGUUUUAUGUCUCUUUAUCUCACAUAACCGGCAGAGGUACGGGAGAAACAUGUGUCUUUAAAAUUGAAUUUUAGUUAACGUAUCUUACGUGUUUACAGCUAACGUCUCGCUCACUCUGCCAGACUGAACUGUCGCAGGUCAACAAGCUACAUGUAUGUAGCAUUCAGCACAUCCGAGCGGGAUUAAACCCAAGCUUACGAGAUCCGAAGAGAAAUCACACGAGGAUGUCGGACUCUGACAGUGACGAGGACCAAGAUCGCCCUUUCUCCAUCACUGGCUUCCUCUUUGGAAACAUCAACGAAGAUGGGCAGCUAGAGGACGACAGUGUUCUGGAUAAUGAAUCCAAAAAGCAUUUAGCUGGUUUGGGUACCCUGGGUCUGGGCUCACUCAUCACAGAGAUUACAGCUAAUGAAGAUGACGAUCAAGUGGAAAACAGAGACUGUGGUAGUGUGGAUGCUGAGGGUUGGGUGAAAAACAAUGACGAUGCAGUUGAUUAUUCUGACAUCAGUGAGGUUGCAGAGGAUGAGACAAAGAAGUACCGUCAGGCCAUGGGGUCUCUCCAGCCCAGCAGGAAAACAGAUGAUGAGGAUGACUAUGAUGCCGACUGUGAAGAUAUCGACUCUAAACUUAUGCCUCCUCCACCACCACCAACUCUUUCAAUACCUGUUAAGAAAGAUGAACCAUCCUCUCAGAGCCCAAGUGUCGGGGAAGAGGGUGAUGGCAUCAUCCUGCCCUCCAUCAUUGCGCCAUCAUCUCUGGCUGAUAAGGUUGACUUCAGCAGCUCCUCAGACUCUGAGUCAGAAAGUGAUCGUCCUUGCCAGGGUUCCAGGGCUGGAGGAUCCCCAAACAUGCUUACCCUCCCACUUGCUGGUAUCAUGCAGAAGGACGCUGCCAAAGCACUCCCAGGUGUCACAGAGCUCUUCCCAGAGUUUAGGCCUGGAAGGGUGCUUAGAUUCUUACGACUGUUUGGUCCUGGAAAGAGCAUGCCAUCCGUUUGGAGGAGUGCCCGCAGGAAGAAGAAGCGGAAGCACAGAGACCCUCAGCCUGGGACGCCUCCUCCAGAAGGAGAGCCCACAGAGGAGAGCCAGGAGAAGAAGUCCGGGUGGAUUUAUGAGUACGCCCUCCCUCCACCUCCAGAGCAGUGUCUCUCUGAUGAUGAGAUAACCAUGAUGGCUCCUGUAGAAUCUAAGUUCUCACAGACUUGUGGUGAUGGGGACAAGGAGACGGAGUCUCGGCCUAAAGUAGCAGAAUGGAGAUACGGUCCGGCCCAGCUCUGGUACGACAUGCUCGGCGUCCCAGAGGACGGAAGUAAUUUCAACUAUGGGCUCAAGCUAAAAGAAGAGCAGUCCAGUGAGGCUCAGCAGCAGGAUACACCUAAAGAUAUUACAAAGACUACUCAGGAGUUUCAGAGGCAGGACGAUGAUGGUGAAAAUGAUGAUAAUGAUGACAGAGAUAAAGACAGAGCGGACCUUGAGAACGAAGUCUUCCUGAUGGUCACUCAGCUACAAUGGGAGGACGAUAUUAUCUGGAAUGGGGAGGACAUAAAACACAAGGGCACCAAGACUCAGCGAGCCAGCCUGGCGGGAUGGCUUCCCUCUAGUAUGACCCGCAAUGCCAAUGCUUACAAUGCUCAGCAGGGCCUGACGAGAAGUAAUUCGCUGUUGGUUCCACCUGCGCCUCCACCCAUGCCCAAAGUAUCUUCAAUCUCUGGCUCCAAGCGGGAAAAAAACAGCCAUGAUAAUCACGCCCCACAUGAAGAAGAUUCUCCCUGGUUCUCAAUUUUUCCAAUUGACAGUGAAGAGUUGGUGUACGGACGCUGGGAAGACAACAUUAUCUGGGAUGACCAGGAGAUGGAUCACAUGCUCGCACCACCAGUUCUAACGCUGGAUCCUAAUGAUGAGAAUAUUAUUCUCGAGAUUCCAGAUGAAAAGGAGGCAGCAACGUCCCACUCCCCAUCAAAAGAAAAUAAAAAGGAAACAGCCUUGAAAAAGAGUCGCAUCCUGCUAGGGAAGACUGGGGUGAUAAAAGACGAACCACAGCAGAACAUGUCCCAGCCUGAGGUGAAGGACCCCUGGAACCUCUCCAAUGACGAGUUCUACUAUCCUAAACAGCAGGGCCUGAGGGGGACCUUCGGUGGAAACAUCAUUCAGCACUCCAUCCCAGCUCUUGAGCUCAGGCAACCCUUCUUCCCCACUCAUAUGGGGCCCAUGAAGCUACGCCAGUUCCAUCGGCCGGCUCUGAAGAAGUACUCGUUUGGAGCAUUGGCUCAGCCCGGUCCCCACGCUGUCCAGCCCCUGCUCAAACACAUCAAGAAGAAGGCCAAGAUGAGAGAGCAGGAACGGCAGGCGUCAGGAGGAGGAGACAUGUUCUUCAUGCGAACCCCGCAAGACUUGACAGGCAAAGAUGGAGAUCUGAUCCUGGCAGAGUACAGUGAAGAAUAUGCCCCUCUCAUCAUGCAAGUAGGCAUGGCAACAAAGAUCAAAAACUACUACAAAAGGAAACCUGGAAAGGAUCCCGGAGCACCCGACUGUAAAUAUGGAGAGACUGUGUACUGCCACACAUCCCCUUUCCUGGGUUCUCUACAUCCUGGACAGCUGCUCCAGGCUUUUGAAAACAAUCUUUUCCGUGCUCCGAUCUACCUGCAUAAAAUGCCAGAGACAGAUUUCUUGGUUCUCCGAACGCGACACGGCUACUACAUCAGAGAGAUUGUGGACAUUAUUGUGGUUGGUCAAGAGUGCCCCUUGUUUGAGGUUCCUGGGCCCAACUCCAAACGAGCCAAUACCCACAUCAGAGAUUUCCUCCAGGUGUUCAUUUACCGCCUGUUCUGGAAGAGCAAGGAUCGGCCCCGAAGAAUCCGCAUGGAGGAUAUAAAGAAAGCUUUUCCCUCGCAUUCGGAGAGUAGCAUCAGGAAACGCCUAAAACUCUGUGCUGACUUCAAACGUACAGACAGGAAUCUGAACAGGGAAAGAGAUUUUAACGGCUACUAUGGAUAUAAUCCUGAAGGGAUGGACUCAAACUGGUGGGUGCUGAAGCCCGACUUCAGAUUGCCUACAGAAGAAGAGAUCAGAGCCAUGGUGUCUCCAGAGCAGUGUUGCGCUUACUAUAGUAUGAUGGUGGCAGAGCAGAGACUCAAGGAUGCUGGAUAUGGUGAGAAAUCUUUCUUUGCUCCAGAGGAGGAGAAUGAAGAGGACUUCCAAAUGAAGAUUGAUGAUGAGGUGCGGACAGCUCCAUGGAACACGACAAGAGCCUUCAUUUCUGCCAUGAAGGGGAAAUGCCUGUUGGAGGUUAUGGGCGUGGCUGAUCCUACAGGCUGUGGAGAGGGUUUCUCCUAUGUCAAAGUGCCCAACAAGCCUACGCAACAAAAGGAUGACAAAGAGCCACAACCUGCCAAAAAGACAGUGACGGGGACAGAUGCCGACCUGAGGAGACUCUCACUGAAAAAUGCCAAACAGCUGCUGCGCAAGUUUGGAGUUCCAGAGGAAGAAAUCAAGAAGCUCUCUCGCUGGGAGGUGAUUGACGUGGUGAGGACCAUGUCCACAGAGCAGGCACGUUCAGGUGAGGGACCCAUGAGCAAAUUUGCCAGAGGGUCUCGUUUCUCUGUUGCCGAGCACCAGGAGCGCUACAAGGAGGAGUGCCAGAGGAUCUUUGACCUGCAGAACAAGGUAUUGGAAUCGACAGAAGUGCUCUCCACAGACACAGACAGCAGCUCCGCAGAGGACAGUGACUUUGAGGAGAUGGGGAAGAACAUCGAGAACAUGCUGCAGAACAAGAAGACCAGCUCCCAGCUUUCCCGUGAGAGGGAGGAGCAGGAGAGGAAGGAACUGCAGAGGAUGCUAAUGGGCGAGGAGAGUGACCGCGACAACAAAGGGCGCAAGGAGCGGCGCAAAGGCUUGUCCAGUUCCUUGUCCACCAGCUCGCAUAAGGACGACGACACGUCCUCCGUCACAAGCCUCAACUCCUCGGCCACAGGAAGGCGACUUAAGAUCUACCGCACCUUCCAGGAUGAGGAUGGCAAGGAAUAUGUCCGCUGUGAGACGGUGCGCAAGGCUUCAGUCAUUGAUGCCUACACCAGGAUCAGAGCCACCAAGGAUGAUGAAUUCAUACGAAAGUUUGCCCUCUUCGAUGAGCAGCACAGAGAAGAGAUGAGGAAGGAGCGCAGACGUAUUCAGGAGCAGUUGAGGAGACUGAAGAGAAACCAAGAGAAGGACAAGAUCAAGGGGCCCCCAGAGAAGAAGGCCAAGAAGGUCAAAGAGAGGCCAGACCUCAAGGUAAAACUAAAGUGCGGCGCAUGUGGAGCCAUAGGACACAUGAGGACCAACAAGUUCUGCCCGCUGUACUAUCAAACCAACGCCCCGCCUUCGAACCCAGUUGCCAUGACAGAGGAGCAAGAGGAGGAGCUGGAAAAGACUGUUAUCCACAACGACAAUGAGGAACUGAUCAAGGUGGAGGGCACCAAGAUCGUACUGGGCAAACAGCUCAUUGAGAGUGCUGAUGAGGUGCGCAGGAAGUCUUUAGUGCUCAAGUUCCCCAAACAACAGCUGCCGGCGAAGAAGAAGAGACGUGUCGGCAGCGCUGUGCACUGUGACUAUCUUAAUAAACCACACAAGGCCAUCCACCGCAGACGCACCGACCCCAUGGUGACCUUGUCCUCUGUGCUCGAGAGCGUCAUCAAUGACAUGCGGGAUCACCCCAACACGUACCCGUUCCACACACCAGUAAAUGCCAAGGUUGUGAAGGACUACUACAAGAUCAUCACUCGGCCCAUGGACCUGCAGACGCUGAGGGAGAAUGUACGAAAGCGAAUGUAUCCGUCACGGGAGGAGUUUCGUGAAGCAGUGGAGGUUAUCGUCAAAAACAGCGCCACCUACAAUGGGGCAAAGCAUCCGAUAACACAGGUAGCACAGUCGAUGCUGGACCUGUGUGACAUGAAACUGAAAGAGGAGGACAGGCUGGUGAGGCUGGAGAAAGCCAUCAACCCCCUGCUGGAUGAUGAUGAUCAGGUGGCCUUCUCGUUCAUCCUUGACAACAUCGUGACCCAGAAAAUGAUGGUUGUUCUCGAUUCAUGGCCGUUCCAUCAUCCUGUCAACAAAAAGUUUGUGCCCGAUUAUUACAAGGUGAUCGUUAGCCCCAUGGAUCUGGAGUCCAUCCGCAAGUACAUCUCCAAACACAAAUACCAGAAUCGAGAUAACUUCCUCUCAGACAUCAGUCUGAUCCACGCCAACAGUAUCAAGUACAAUGGCCCAGAUAGUCCUUACACCAAGACGGCCCUGGAGAUUGUCAAUGUGUGCAAGCAGACCUUGGCAGAGUAUGAUGAGCACUUGACUCAGUUGGAGAAGGACAUCUCGACCGCUAAAGAGGCUGCUCUUGACGCUGCCGACUUGGAGUGUCUGGACCCGAUGACUCCUGGACCAUAUACGCCACAGCCUGCUGAUCUGUUUGACAGCAGGGCUUCAGGGAGUCUGCCCAGAGAGCCCAGCAGCCUUUUCUCUGAGGGACCUCUAGUGGUUGCUUCAGAGAAGAGAGCGGGGCAGGGACGCCACAGCAGACGACCUGGGGAGGAGGAGUCGGAUGUUGACAUUGAAGGCUUUGAGGAGGAAGAUGAUGGCAAACCUAAGACUCCUGCUCCUGCGGAGGAUGGAGACGGAGAUCUGGAGGACGAAGACGACGAAGAGAUGUUGCUGCCGCCUCGCAGACGGCUGCACGACCAUGAGGAUGAAGAAGAGGAGGAAGACGAUGAGGGAGAGCACGGAAGGUCCAACCGCCCUGCCCAAGCCAGUGUGUUGUACCAGGACCUGCUCAUGUCCGACGGAGAGGAUGACGCCAGCGAAGAGGAGGGUGACAACCCUUUCUCCGCCAUCCACCUGUCAGAGAGCGGUAGUGACUCUGACAGAGAGCUGGAUGUGCGACCUCCACCUCCACGGAGAGCUCAAGAGACCGCACGCAUGGGGAUGGAGCAGGACGAGAGCAUGAUGUCAUACGAUGGGGACGGGCCUGACGAGCCGCACAUGGAAGACAGCAUCGUCAGGUACUACAGGCCACGUUACGGCAGCUAUGAGGAGACAGAGAGCCGGAGUCAGAUGCAGCCGUUGAACAUGGGAAACGGAGAAGAAUACGGUAUCAGUGAGGAGGAGGAGGAAGACGAAGAAGACGAAGCACGGAGGAGAGCUCCAGCUGUGCUCUCUCAGGUCCAACUUAGUGAAGACGAGGAGAGUGAAGAGUUCAGAUCUAUCGGGGGAGACAGCGACAUGGACUCUGACAACUAGUGAACCUUUUUUUACACAAAGUAUCAAGAAAACAAAUUGAUUCUACAUCAAGAAAUUGAGAUUUCUCAGGUGAAUAUAUUGUACAUUUUUUAAAUAUUUUGUAAAUUAUGGUUUGUGUUUAUAGCUUCCUUAUGUACCGUUAGCUCUGAACCUUUUGGGUACAUUUCUGUUUACCUUUUUAUAUGUUGACUGAUGUGCACAAUGAUACAUCUUGACAUUGAAGUGUAUGUUCAGUUGUAAACUAAUUUCAUAUCCUGCGGUCACAAAAAGUUCAGCAACUCUGUUGCCAACUUGAAAAAUAGAAUAAACAUGCAAAAAAAUGUA
Molecule: messenger RNA, 6712 nt
Organism: Scophthalmus maximus (turbot)
Lineage: Eukaryota; Metazoa; Chordata; Actinopteri; Pleuronectiformes; Scophthalmidae
Gene: taf1
Product: TAF1 RNA polymerase II, TATA box binding protein (TBP)-associated factor
Exons: 42
Coding region: 350-6388 (2012 amino acids)
Biological process (GO): RNA polymerase II preinitiation complex assembly; transcription by RNA polymerase II; DNA-templated transcription initiation
Cellular component (GO): transcription factor TFIID complex
Molecular function (GO): RNA polymerase II general transcription initiation factor activity; histone acetyltransferase activity; TBP-class protein binding
Source: RefSeq, a predicted model, not a curated record